Molecule: messenger RNA, 1568 nt
Organism: Zophobas morio
Lineage: Eukaryota; Metazoa; Arthropoda; Insecta; Coleoptera; Tenebrionidae
Product: probable chitinase 2
Exons: 5
Coding region: 87-1454 (455 amino acids)
Biological process (GO): carbohydrate metabolic process; chitin catabolic process
Cellular component (GO): extracellular region
Molecular function (GO): chitinase activity; chitin binding
Source: RefSeq, a predicted model, not a curated record
AAGCUUGAUGGUAGCGGCUAACAGUAAAUUAUUGUUGCGAGAAAGGCAGAGGCUUCAAUUUGUGUGGUAGUUGUGAGAGCGGCAACAUGGGACUGUUGAAUGGGUGUGUUUUUGGCGUUUUGGUUUUUUUGAUGGAGGGAUUUAGGGCAGCGGCUGUUACAGGACCGACCCAUGGGAAAGUGGUCGUUUGUUAUCUGGGCACAUGGUCGGUGUACAGGCCGGACAGGGGGUCCUUCACGAUCGAACAUCUGGAUCCGACGCUGUGCACCCACAUCGUGUACUCCUUCGCUGGGUUGGACAUCGCGACGGAUGGCAUUAAGGCGCUGGAUCCGUUCCAGGAUUUAGCGGAUGAUUAUGGGAAAGACGGGUACCAGAAACUGACAAGACUGAAACAUAGAUAUCCACACUUAAAGGUGACUUUGGCUAUAGGGGGGUGGAACGAAGGGUCCGAAAACUAUUCCGCUAUGACGAGGGACCCAACUAGAAGGCAGAGAUUCAUAUCAAGUGCGAUUGAUUUCAUCAGAAAAUACAACUUCGACGGGCUCGACCUCGACUGGGAAUUCCCCGGCAAGCGCGGCGGCGCCCCUGAAGACAAGCUCAACUUCCUCCUCUUAGUCAAAGAAUUGCGCGCCGCUUUCGACAAAUACAACCUCCUCCUCACCGCCGCCUUCGGCGCCGGUAAAGACACCAUCGACAUCGCCUACGACGUCAAGGGUCUCUCGGUCUACCUCGACUUCAUCCACAUGAUGUGCUACGAUUAUCACGGUGCGUGGGACCAGAAGACCGGCGCCAACGCGCCUCUGCGCAGCUCCGACGUGCUCAACGUCGAGUUCUCCAUCAACUACAUGCUGAAACUGGGCGCCUCCCCCAAGAAGCUAGUCAUGGGAGUGCCGCUCUACGGCCGCACUUUCUUCCUGCCCCAGCCGAUUAAUCCCGCUUCCGAACGCAAACCCAAACUGGGGGCGGUAGCUAGGAAUGUGGGUUUCCAGGGGCCGUUCACGCGAGAGAACGGGUUCAUGGGGUACAACGAGAUCUGUCUGGAGUUGAACAACAGCUCGAAGCCGUGGAUGAAGUACUGGGAUAGCGAGUCCAGGACGCCGUUCGCGGUUUCAGGGAGCAAGGUGAUAGCGUACGAUGACGCGGAUUCCAUUAAGGAGAAGGUGAAGUUCGCUAUGGAGAAGGAGCUGGCGGGGGUUAUGGUGUGGUCGGUCGAUACGGACGACUUUCAUGGGGAUUGUACCGCUGUGGGGGCGAAUGGGCACUUUGAGAAUUUCCCGUUGAUGAGGGCGAUUAACAAAGCGGUGGAGACGUCGCUGGAGGAGAUCAGUGCGGAUAAGGAGAAUACGAUUAUUCAUGGGAAUGCGGGGCGGAAGAGUGAGGCGACGGGGCGAAGUAGCAGUGUGUUGUUUAUGGUGGGCUCCACCAUGUUGUUGUUUUUGUUUGUAAAAUUUUAAUGUAGUUAAGUAAAUGUGAUUUUAUGUUAGGGAUGCUGUGAAGUUGUACACUGAAUGUAGCAAGGAAGGCCUUGCAUAGACCAACACGUGUAAAUAAAAAUGUUCUAAUUACAA